Molecule: messenger RNA, 423 nt
Organism: Tetrahymena thermophila SB210
Lineage: Eukaryota; Ciliophora; Oligohymenophorea; Hymenostomatida; Tetrahymenidae
Exons: 1
Source: RefSeq, a predicted model, not a curated record
AUGAAAUACGCAGCAAUUUUAUUCUUAACAGUAAUUAGCCUACUUUAUACAUUUUAAAAUACAAAAAAUUAGCAUAGAAUACUAAGUGAAUACCAGCCAACUAUUUUUGAUUGGCAGUAUUGCAUAGAAAGGAUAAUGUUAAAGACAUGUGAUUAAGAUGAUCCAUAAGAUCGUUAAUAUUGCUACUCUGCUGCUAGUAAAACAAGCUAGUGUUAUAGCGAAACUUCACAAUAAGCUUCUACUUCAUGUGUGCAUUGGUGGAUUUAUUUUGAGUCUUCUCAAGGUAAAGACACCCUUCCUGAUAGUUUUUACUAAUGUGCUGAAGAUUGCACACAAUACGCAAAAGAAAACAGCUUCUAUUUUUCUUAGACUUUUUAACCAAUGUGGAUAACAUGCUCUCAGUAAUAAAGAAAAGAGAAUUGA